AUGGAGACGAGAGCUGAUGAUGAUGAGGCGCCAACCGACCCAGCCGCAAGGAAACACACGCAUCAUGACUACACUGAGCAGGACUUCGAAGGUCACCGCGCUCACACCGUAUUCGUCGGAGUGCACGUGCCCGCUCGCCGCCACUCACACCGGAAACACAAACACCACCAUCGCAAUGGAGAGAAGGAAAUUGAUAGACCUGGGCCUCCAAUAAUGGCACGAGUUAGAAGACUGAGCGUCACCGAUGAUGGAGAAACAUUAACACCGCCAGCUCAACGAGUCCAAUUUAUAUUGGGAGAAGAUGUGGAAGAUGCAGCCCUCGAAUCACAUCCAUUGUUUUCUGAAAUGGAAGAACUGGUUAAAGAGGGUGAUGAACUUGAAUGGAAAGAAACCGCUCGAUGGAUUAAAUUUGAAGAAGAUGUCGAAGAAGGUGGAAACCGAUGGUCGAAACCACACGUAGCGACUUUGUCGCUUCAUUCGCUCUUCGAACUGAGAAGUCUGAUUUUAAACGGAUCUGUUAUUUUGGAUUUGGAAGCCAAUUCUUUAGAACAAGUUGCUGAUAGUGUAUUAGAUAAUAUGGUAGCAGAUGGUUCCUUAGGAUAUGACAGUAGAGAAAAGGUUAAAGAUGCUCUAUUACGAAGACAUAGACAUCAACAUGAGAGACGAAAUCACAAUAAUAUGUCCAGACUACCCCUUAUACGAUCACUUGCUGAUAUUGGAAGGAAUCAUUCGUCAUGUAAAAAUUUCCAGGAGGGUGGCUCUCGACGCUCUAGUUCCAGGGGUUGUCGGGGGUCUACCACGUCCCCUCACACAGCCCUUCUAGAAGCAAGCGAUACCAGAGGAUCCUAUCUAGCUGUUCCAGUGGAAGAAGGCGGUUCUGCAGGGGGGCAUUCCCACAAAGGAGAAUUCACUCGUUUCCUAGGCAUCCCUAAUGCGGGUUCUGCUCAUGAUGAAGGUAUGGUAAAGAGUCCAAGUAACUUAUCAAUGCCAAGAAAUCAUAGUUCCAGUGAUCUGCAUAUGAAUGGAGAUAUAAAUCACAAAAGUAAUACCAAUUUUAUGCGAAAAAUACCACCAGGAGCUGAAGCGUCCAACAUUUUAGUUGGCGAAGUAGAUUUUCUUGAAAAAACUCUUUCGGCUUUUGUGAGACUGAAGACUGGAACAAUAAUGGGUGACCUAACAGAAGUACCCGUGCCAACACGUUUUUUGUUCGUAUUACUCGGACCACCAAAUAGUAAUUCUAGUUUUCAUGAGAUAGGAAGAGCAAUGGCAACUCUCAUGUCCGAUGAAAUAUUCCAUGAAGUAGCAUAUCGCGCUAGGAAGAGAGACCAUUUGCUAGCAGGAAUAGAUGAGUUCCUUGAUGCGGUAACUGUAUUGCCGCCUGGUGAAUGGGAUCCGGCUAUUCGUAUUGAACCGCCGGCAGCCAUCCCAUCACAAGAUCCUCGUAAACGUCCCAAUGAUAAUAACCCGAAAGAUGAACCUGAUGAAGAAGAAGAAGAACAAAAACAAAGAGAGGAAUCGGGGCUGGCUAGAACUGGGAGGCUGUUUGGAGGUCUAAUAAAUGACUUGAAAAGGAAAAAACCGUGGUAUUGGUCAGAUUUUAAAGAUGCGUUAGCGCUUCAAUGCAUAGCAUCUUGGAUUUUUCUAUAUUUUGCGUGUUUGUCACCUAUUAUUACAUUUGGAGGAUUAUUAGGUGAAGCUACUGGAAAAAAUAUGGCUGCCAUGGAGUCUUUAAUAUCAGGAUUUGUAUGUGGCAUGGGAUACGGUUUCUUUUCAGGACAACCGUUAACAAUUUUAGGAUCAACAGGUCCCGUGUUAGUUUUUGAAACGAUUGUGUUUGAAUUUUGUAAACAAGCGGGUUGGGAUUAUAUGUCAUUUAGAUUUUGUAUUGGGACAUGGAUUACAAUAAUUCUCGUUAUAUUGGUGGCAAUUGAUGCAAGCGCUCUAGUUUGCUACAUAACCAGAUUCACAGAGGAGAAUUUUGCUACACUGAUAGCAUUUAUAUUCAUUUACAAGGCAGUGGAAAACGUAAUUUCUAUCGGGAAAAAGUAUCCACUAAAGACACGCCCCGACGAAAUUCUCAAUUAUGAGUGCUACUGUUUGCCAAGCAAUUACUCUAGAGUGCCAGACCACUUCGAUUGGACCGCCGUAGACAAAGGGUCUUGUCAGAUUUAUAAUGGAACUUUGGCGGGAGCAGGCUGCGACACGAAAGUUUACGUACCAGAUGUUUAUCUGAUGUCAAUUAUACUAUUUUUGGGUACAUUCAUUAUUUCUGUUAUUUUGAAAGACUUUAAAAACUCUCUCUUCUUUCCUUCUAAGAUCCGACAAGUAAUCAGUGACUUUUCCGUUAUCAUUGCUAUUUUAUCGAUGUCCUUCUUGGACUACAAAGUUGGAGUCAAAACACCUAAACUAGAAGUACCAUCAGAAUUCAAACCCACACUACCGUCAAGAAAUUGGAUAAUUACACCCUUCAACGGCAACCCCCUCUAUUCUGCUUUGGUGGCGAUUUUACCAGCACUUCUCGGCACCAUAUUAAUAUUCAUGGAUCAGCAAAUAACUGCCGUCAUUGUAAACAGAAAAGAGAACAAAUUGAAAAAGGGGUGUGGAUACCAUCUAGAUCUGUUUGUUUUAGCAAUUUUGAUACAAGUUUGCUCUGUUAUGGGACUGCCAUGGUUUGUAGCAGCAACGGUGUUAAGUAUUAAUCAUGUCAAUUCAUUAAAAGUGGAAUCAGAAUGUGCAGCACCAGGUGAAAAACCACAAUUUUUAGGAGUACGAGAACAAAGAGUUACACAUAUUUUGAUAUUUAUGACCAUAGGAUGUUCUGUGGUCCUGACGCCUAUAUUGAGCCACAUACCAAUGCCGGUAUUAUUUGGAGUAUUUUUGUACAUGGGAGCAGCUUCGCUCAAAGGACUGCAAUUUUUUGACAGAAUUUUGAUCAUGUUUAUGCCCCAAAAGUAUCAACCGGACCACAUGUUCCUAAGACAGGUUCCCAUUCGUCGAGUUCACAUCUUCACUGCUAUACAACUAACUUGUUUAGUUUGUCUUUGGGUUAUAAAAUCUUUCUCGAUGACAUCAAUAUUAUUCCCACUGAUGUUAGUUGUGAUGAUCGGUAUCAGGAAAUCUUUAGAUCUUUUUUUCACCAGACGAGAAUUGAAGAUUUUGGAUGACGUAAUGCCAGAGAUGACAAAGAGGAACCAGGAUGAAUUUCGAGAACUUGGAGACGCUGAGGAUGCAACAAAGACAAGCCCGCCUCCAUAUCAAGAGAAUCUCCAAAUUCCACUUAUAAAUGGAAAUAUAAUGAACAUUCCCUUGGCAUCGAUAAACAUAUCAGAGGAAGUCAACAAGACAGGGAUAUGGAAGCAAGUGAAUAAUAGCAAUAAAAGUAAAAAUAAAAACGACUCCAAGGAACACAAACAUAAGCAAGGAAAGAAAAAUAACAAGCACAAGAAAAUAUCAAAAACAACACUAUCUGAGAUCGAAAGAAGAUUAUCAACAAUGGACGAGUUAGAAGAGGAGGAAUCAAAGGUGAACGAACUGCUUCGGCGAAAAGAGUCUUGGAGUGCUAGUAAAAGGAGUGAUUCUAGAAAAAACAGCACUUCGGCUGAAACCUCGGUCUAA
Messenger RNA from Amyelois transitella, 3615 nucleotides. It is a transcript of the gene Ndae1, whose product is annotated as sodium-driven chloride bicarbonate exchanger. Gene Ontology annotation, molecular function: monoatomic anion transmembrane transporter activity; solute:inorganic anion antiporter activity; sodium:bicarbonate symporter activity. The record is from RefSeq and is a predicted model, not a curated record. Gene Ontology annotation, cellular component: plasma membrane. Gene Ontology annotation, biological process: bicarbonate transport; monoatomic anion transport; transmembrane transport. The coding region runs from base 1 to 3615 and encodes 1204 amino acids. NCBI's taxonomy places the organism in Eukaryota, Metazoa, Arthropoda, Insecta, Lepidoptera, Pyralidae. The transcript has 14 exons.